AUGGAGAGCCCUAUGGCUGUAGAGCGUCAGGCAGAGCCCAGCUCAGCCCCUUUCACCAAAGCUGCAGAUGAGGCUGGAGAAGUCAUGGUUUCUCCCGUGCCUGGAGAUUAUCAACAGGAGGCCGGCAGAGCUGUUGUCUCCCCAGCACAACAUGAGGAGGAAGUUCUGGCUGCAGUGACGAUGAUCCCUGGGGCAGAGUCUGGGAUAUCUUACCUUGCACCUGGAGCAGAUGAUGAAGGAGAAGCAGCAGCUUCACCUUUGAGUCAGGGCUCGCAGCCCCAGGAGGAGCCAGCGGCCUUCCCUGAGGAGAACGAUGAGGAGGCCAAGCAGGAAUUGGAAUGUGUUAGUGACAAAGAGCUGUCCCAAGGGGAAGCCCUCACCAUGUACAACAUCUGCGUCAGCCCUUUGGUGCCAGAGCUCUUCCAGGACGCCCAAGCAGACAUCCAUCUGGAAUGCAGCAUCCGCAGCAAUGUGGGCACAAAUGCGACAUCAGAGGUGGCUCACAGGCAGCCUGAGGAAGCGCCGCAGGGCAGCCCGAGCCAGGCGUCGUCCCACCAUGGGAUCACGCUGCCACGGGUGCCCUACCUGGAGAGGUUUCAGCCUGUCGCCAUCCAGCAGGCACAGCAAGAUCAAGCCUUCGGAGCAGCCGAAGAGGAUCUGCCUGGUCAGAGCUCCUGA
Molecule: messenger RNA, 678 nt
Organism: Melopsittacus undulatus (budgerigar)
Lineage: Eukaryota; Metazoa; Chordata; Aves; Psittaciformes; Psittaculidae
Exons: 4
Coding region: 1-678 (225 amino acids)
Source: RefSeq, a predicted model, not a curated record